ACCUACUGAGACGUUCCAGUGUUGCCGCUUUAAGUGUACGCAAUGGCUAGGCUCCGAUUUGAUGCUUUGUAGCGGUCCAGACACCUCACAUAAUCAAAACAACGUAACCAAGCGUCUGCGAUACGGCAAAGUUGCAGAUUUCAAACACCAUGCCUGUGGCAGCCACCGGCACAGAGCAUGCAGUGCCGCAGGUGCUGGACACUUUGAGUGACAGCACAAGUUCCACCACUGCCAAUGACCUGGACCUCAUCUUCCUCAAGGGCAUCAUGGAGAGCCCAGUGAGCGCAGAGAGUCUGGAGCAGACACGGCCAGAGGCCGUAAGGGACAAUAAUGUGGAGCUGGUGCAGGACAUCCUGAAGGAGCUGAGUCCCUUCACACACCACAGCAACACAGCUGCUGAGCUCACUCGCAUUCUAAACCAGCCACACUUCCAGUCACUGCUGGAGACCCACGACUCUGUUGCUGCUCAGACGUGUGAGACUCCGCCCUCCAGCCCCUGUGCUUUUAUGGAACCGCCCAUUAACAGCGUCCCGGUGCCAGCUGAUGCCAUACGCAUGGUGGGCAUUCGCAAAGUUGCUGGAGAGCACUUGGGUGUGACCUUCCGUAUCGAGAACGGAGAGCUUGUGAUUGCCCGUAUCCUCCACGGGGGCAUGAUUGAUCAGCAGGGCCUGCUUCACGUGGGCGACAUCAUCAAAGAGGCGAAUGGAAAAGAGGUUGGUGAUGACCCGCGUGUGCUGCAGGAGAUGCUACAGGAGGCCAGCGGAAGCGUGGUGCUCAAAAUCCUGCCCAGUUACCAGGAGCCACACCCACCCAGACAGGUUUUUGUGAAGUGCCAUUUUGAUUAUGACCCAGCCAAUGACAACCUCAUACCUUGCAAAGAGGCGGGACUGCAGUUCUCAAGUGGAGACAUUCUGCAAAUUGUUAACCAGGAAGAUGUCAACUGGUGGCAGGCAAGUCAUGUAGAGGGAGGCAGUGCUGGCCUGAUUCCCAGUCAACUUUUGGAGGAAAAGAGGAAAGCUUUUGUAAAAAGAGAUGUGGAGCUUUCACCAGCAGCCAAUCUCUGUACUGGAGUUGUCGGCAAGAAAAAGAAGAAAAUUAUGUAUCUGACUACAAAAAAUGCAGAGUUUGACAGGCAUGAGUUACCCAUCUAUGAGGAGGUGGCAAAAGUCCCUCCAUUUCGCAGGAAGACACUGGUUCUGAUCGGGGCACCUGGAGUGGGCAGACGAAGCCUGAAGAAUAAACUGCUUGUGUCAGAUCCUCAGCACUACGGCACCACCAUUCCCUAUACAUCUAGGAAGCCUAAAUCUGCAGUAAGGGAGAAUAUGAUGUAUGCCUUCACAUCUCGGAAUAAGAUGGAAGCUGAUAUCAAAGCUGGCCGGUAUCUCGAACAUGGUGAAUUUGAUGGUAACCUCUAUGGCACCAAGAUCGAGUCCAUCCAUGAGGUAAUAGAGGCCGGACGCAUCUGCAUCCUGGACGUCAACCCACAGGCACUAAAGGUCCUCAGGACAUCAGAGUUUCUACCAUACGUGGUGUUCAUCAAAGCUCCUGAGUUUGAGGUCCUGAAGGCCAUGAAUAGAUCUGGGAUUGAAGCAGAAGUGGUGACCAAACACCUUACAGACCCAGAGCUGAAGAGGACAGUGGAUGAGAGUGCCAAGAUUCAAAGAGUGUAUGAACAUUACUUUGACCUCACUAUAGUAAAUGAUGACUUCGAAGAGGCGUACAGAAACCUCAAGACGGCAUUAGAGAAACUGAAAGGAGCUCAACAGUGGGUACCAGUUGGAUGGGUCUUUUAGGGCAUGAUGGAGGAGCAACUUUUGGGUGUUCAUGUGACGCCAGUGUAACCCAGAUCAUAUCAUUAACCUUGUGCCAAUAUGUUACCAGUCUGAGAGAUCUGGGUCCUGUAUGAGUUCAUGUGUGAGUAUGCAUGGCUACCACCUACCCUUUACAAAAAAACGGAGAACUUGCAGUUCAACAACAUAAUGUCACAAUUUACACAGUUUUUGCGUUUAGUUUGGAGUAUAAACAUUCAAAGCAUUUUUGAAAUGACAAAUUGUUGAAUAUUACAUGCAUACAC
Molecule: messenger RNA, 2074 nt
Organism: Triplophysa rosa
Lineage: Eukaryota; Metazoa; Chordata; Actinopteri; Cypriniformes; Nemacheilidae
Gene: mpp2a
Product: MAGUK p55 scaffold protein 2a
Exons: 13
Coding region: 150-1793 (547 amino acids)
Cellular component (GO): plasma membrane; cell-cell junction
Molecular function (GO): protein binding
Source: RefSeq, a predicted model, not a curated record